This is a messenger RNA of Tarenaya hassleriana, 1921 nucleotides long. RefSeq names its product probable serine/threonine-protein kinase At5g41260. Gene Ontology annotation, biological process: brassinosteroid mediated signaling pathway; protein phosphorylation. Gene Ontology annotation, molecular function: protein kinase activity; ATP binding; protein binding. NCBI's taxonomy places the organism in Eukaryota, Viridiplantae, Streptophyta, Magnoliopsida, Brassicales, Cleomaceae. Bases 305 to 1792 code for a protein of 495 amino acids. The record is from RefSeq and is a predicted model, not a curated record. The transcript is spliced from 10 exons.
UAAAAACGAAUCAGAGAAAAGAAGCAAAAUCAGAAACCGAAGCAAUUUUCGCGUUCCUCUUCUCUGGAGGAGAGAGAGAGAGAGAGUCUGAAAAGGCAAAGAGAAAUAGAAGAAAGCCAGUGACCUUUUUGUAUCGGCAAAGAAUUGCUUAUUGUGGUUGGUAGAUUUCGAAAUCUGAAGCUUUAUUUUUUGAUCGAAGCUUUUGGAUUGGUGAUGCAAAUGACAACCAUCGUCUCCUUGUUUUGACUUCAUUCGUCGCCGGAGCUCCGAUCACCUGAUUCCGCCGCCGUCAAAGUGUCAUCAGAUGGGAGGUCGCUGCUCUAAGUUCUCUUUCUGCUUGUUUCACUCUCACUUCAAAGCCGCUUCAGUCCUCGAGUCCUCCGAUAUCGAAAAUGGUGGGAAAAUUGAGAAGAAAUCGUGGCCGAGUUUCAAGGAAUUCCGUCUGGAGCAGCUGAAAUCGUCGACCGGCGGUUUCUCGCCCGACAACAUUGUGUCGGAGCACGGCGAGAAAGCGCCCAACGUCGUUUACAGAGGGAGGCUCGAGGACGGCCGCUUGAUCGCCGUUAAGCGGUUCAACCGCCAUGCCUGGCCUGAUCAUCGUCAGUUCCUGGAGGAAGCGAGAGCCGUUGGAAAUCUCAGGAGCGAGCGAUUGGCGAAUCUGAUCGGAUGUUGCUGCGAAGGCGAGGAAAGAUUGCUCGUUGCCGAGUUUAUGCCUCACGAAACACUCGCAAAGCAUCUCUUCCAUUGGGAAAGCCAGCCGAUGAAAUGGGCAAUGAGAUUAAGAGUUGCAUUAUAUUUAGCUCAUGCAUUGGAAUACUGUAGUAGCAAAGGGAGAGCUUUGUAUCAUGAUCUCAAUGCUUACAGGGUUUUGUUUGACAAGGACGGUAAUCCGAGGUUGUCUUGCUUCGGACUCAUGAAAAACAGCAGAGAUGGAAAGAGUUACAGUACCAACUUGGCAUUUACUCCUCCAGAGUACUUGAGAACCGGUAGAGUGACCCCAGAGAGUGUUGUAUUCAGCUUUGGAACCGUUCUGCUAGAUCUAAUGAGCGGCAAACAUAUUCCACCCAGCCAUGCACUUGACCUGAUCCGUGGGAAGAAUUUCGCGAUGUUGAUGGAUUCUGCUCUGGAGGGCCAUUUCUCAAACGAGGAUGGAACCGAUCUAGUGCGGUUAGCCACCCGUUGUCUGCAGUACGAAGCUCGUGAGAGGCCAAAUGUGAAAUCUCUGGUCACUUCACUCGCCUCACUUCAGAAGGAAGCCGAUGUACCAUCAUAUGUUCUGAUGGGUAUACCCCAUGAAACCGAGACCAUGGAAGAACAGCCACUUUCAUUGACACCCUUUGGUGAUGCGUGCUUGAGAGCAGAUCUUACAGCCAUACAUGAGAUACUCGAGAAGGUUGGGUACAAGGAUGAUGAAGGGAUCGCCAAUGAGCUCUCGUUUCAAAUGUGGACUAACCAGAUGCAGGAUACCCUGAACUCAAAGAAGCAGGGCGAUGUAGCUUUCCGUUGCAAAGAUUUUACAACCGCCAUCGAUUGCUACACUCAGUUCAUAGAAGGAGGGACGAUGGUGUCGCCGACGGUAUAUGCGAGGAGAUGCGUAUCGUAUCUGAUGAACGAAAACGGGCAAGAGGCACUGAACGACGCGAUGCAAGCGCAGGUGAUAUCCCCUGAUUGGGUCACUGCUUUCUACCUUCAAUCUGUCUGUCUCUUCAAGCUUGGCAUGGAGUCUGAUGCUCUUCAAGCUCUUAGGGACGCCUCUAGCUUGGAAUCCAAGAAGAAGAAGAUCAUUCAUUGAACCCAAACAAACAACAGAAAAAUGCUUCAAUCUUUGUAUGUAUAGGUUUUAUUAUAUAUACAUUUUAUAUGUAUGCGUGUGUGUAUCUAUCUAUGUAUGUGUAUACGUUUUGAUGGGUUUCUCUCUUUA